Molecule: messenger RNA, 4399 nt
Organism: Betta splendens (Siamese fighting fish)
Lineage: Eukaryota; Metazoa; Chordata; Actinopteri; Anabantiformes; Osphronemidae
Gene: prkacba
Product: protein kinase, cAMP-dependent, catalytic, beta a
Exons: 10
Coding region: 429-1571 (380 amino acids)
Biological process (GO): peptidyl-serine phosphorylation
Cellular component (GO): cAMP-dependent protein kinase complex; nucleus
Molecular function (GO): ATP binding; cAMP-dependent protein kinase activity
Source: RefSeq, a predicted model, not a curated record
GGGAAAUGUUAAAUUCUACCACCAGAGUGCGUGAUAAGCUGAAGAUAAUUUCCAACUUCCCUCUCUCUGUAAGUGGGUGUUCCGGCCCCACAUUUCCCUUUAUCAGUUCUCUGAAAGCACCACAUAAGUAUAUUUUUUGUUUUUUUUAAACCAUAAUGUUAAGUGGCAAAUUUUUUCGUCUGCUUUUUUAACUUUGUAUACUUUUGUCGAUGUCACCAUUUGCUUGAGAGAACAAUGAGUAAUACAAAUUGACACAGCAUAGUAACAGUAGACAUGUAGUUGGCCACUGAAACUGAUCACACGAACAGGAAGCUAAUGUUUGUGUGGUUAGACACGCAUUGCUGUGCAUUCGGCUGCAUACAGGAAGCCACCACCAGUCACUCUUCUUGGGUGCGAAAGCGGUUGUCUGUGAACUUUUCCACUCAAAAAUGGCUCAGGCAAAGGAUCAAUCUUUCGCCGUCCGUCUUUUCAACAAAUGCCGUAAGACUAGCCAAGAUGCCAAAACAGGCGAGAGUGAUGUGUUUCAUAUCUCUGAGUUCACCAUCAUGUGGGAUAAAUCGAUGAAAGAAUUCUUAGCCAAAGCCAAAGAAGACUUUUUAAGAAAAUGGGAGUGUCCACCACAGAGCACAACGGGCCUGGAUGACUUUGAUAGAUUCAAGACUCUGGGCACUGGCUCGUUUGGGAGAGUUAUGCUUGUGAAACAUAAAGGAACAAACCAGUUCUAUGCCAUGAAAAUCUUGGACAAACAAAAAGUGGUGAAGUUGAAACAGAUAGAACACACACUAAAUGAAAAGAGAAUACUACAGGCAGUCUCCUUCCCCUUCCUCGUCAGAUUGGUGUAUGCUUUCAAGGACAACUCAAACCUCUACAUGGUGAUGGAAUAUGUGCCCGGUGGAGAGAUGUUCUCCCACCUCAGACGUAUUGGAAGGUUCAGUGAACACCAUGCACGAUUUUAUGCAGCUCAGAUAGUACUCACCUUUGAGUACCUUCACUCCUUAGACCUCAUCUACAGAGACCUGAAGCCUGAAAACCUGCUCAUAGAUCAACAUGGCUAUAUCCAGGUCACAGAUUUUGGUUUUGCCAAGAGGGUAAAAGGCAGGACCUGGACUUUGUGUGGAACACCAGAGUACCUGGCUCCUGAGAUCAUCCUUAGCAAGGGCUACAACAAAGCUGUGGACUGGUGGGCUCUUGGAGUUCUUAUCUAUGAGAUGGCUGCUGGUUACCCUCCGUUUUUUGCUGAUCAGCCUAUCCAAAUCUAUGAAAAGAUUGUGUCUGGCAAGGUACGAUUUCCCUCUCACUUUAGCUCUGACCUGAAGGAUCUGUUGAAAAACCUGCUCCAGGUAGACCUUACCAAGAGGUUUGGAAAUCUAAAGAACGGUGUGAAUGAUAUAAAAAAUCACAAGUGGUUCUCCACAACAGACUGGAUUGCCAUUUAUGAGAGAAAGGUCGACGCUCCGUUCUUGCCAAAGUGCAGAGGACCAGGAGACACGAGCAACUUUGAUGACUACGAAGAGGAGGACAUUCGCGUCUCACAAACAGAAAAGUGUGCAAAAGAGUUUGCCGAGUUCUAGCGAGCGGGCAGGAGUCCCAUCAGGGCUUACAUGUGGGAUAUUUGCACUCUCCCAAGGGUUAAGGUGGGACUGAGGUUGUCAUGUGGUCAAAUGAAAUGUCUUGUUCCUUCAUUCCACAUGACUGAAUGGAGUCCUUCUUGCCAUGAUCCUACGUGCAGUUAGCACUAACCUUUACACAGGCACAUUAUGCAGACACCCAUUGUGCUGCAACACAAAAAAUACUAGACCACGUUCUCAUCUUUUUUUUGUUUGCCACUUUUAACCAUCUUCCCUUCUCAUUAUUUCAAUUGAACCUUAAACAUGAAAACUAAUAUUACUCCCAUUAGCAAGUGGCACAAACAGUGAUUGAUUGUAUUAGCUGGUAUUGCACACGUCAUGAUUUAAAGCAUUGGAAAAGAAGGGAUUGUUUUUUGUUUUUGUUGGUUUGUUUUUUGGUCUACCAAUUAUCUGUUAGGUGCCUGGGUGUUACUGCAUAACACAAUAUACAUAUUUAAGACAUACUUUUAUGAAUCACAGUUUUGUUAAUGCAUGGCUUAAAUUCAAGUCCAGGUAAGGGCAAUAAGCUUUUUAAGGUUCCUGGGUUUUAGCACUCAGGAGUUUGAACAGGGAGAAAUUUUAAUGAAGCAGAAACGCAUAAAUGCUGUAUUAUCUGAUCAGCCGUAGCAUUGUUUUAUCCAUAUCCAGUCACGUGAUGAUUCCUGUUACCUCAGACUAGGUAUGGCAUUAAAUCAGUGGAUUGAAACCAUAUAUAUAUAUAUAUAUAUAUAUUUGUACUGUAGGUACGUUUCUCUUUUAAGAGAAUGGAAUCUGAUAAAGUUUGAGUAGAUCACCUUGCGAGGCAAGUCUUCUGCCUCUGGUACGUCCAACAAUAUAUCAAGUGCACUGAUGGUGUUUAGUCUCCACUUGAGGUUGCAUUAUUGUGGAAUCAAAUCAGUGUUGGUGACUCCAAAAGAUGUUCAUGUGAAGUUGUCUUUGGUUUUGUUGUUUAAAGCUGUGUGCUUUAGCGGAGCACAUUAAACACAUAUUUGCUUUAUUAUUUAAAAUUUUGCAUGUUUGUUACAUUUGUACAGCAGUUUCACGACAAGCUAAUGGUGCCCUAGGUGUUCCCAUCUUUUUUUGUUGCUUUGUGUGUUGCCAUUUUAAAUUGUUUCACAGCCUGAAACCUUAAUGCAUCAGAGGCCAUAGGUACUUUUGUCUCAGUGAUAGAUUCCUCUCCGUAACCAUAUCAAUCUAAACAAUACAAAUAGCAGAAGACUUAAAUAUCAACUUAAAGUAUUCACCAGUCUUGGCCACUGCUCAGUUGAAUCCCCUUCUUACUGCUGCCACCUCUUUGCAUCCCUUUUUAUUCAAUUUGCACACUGUGAUGGGUCAAUAUCUGCUCAUUCUUUCAGCAAAAUUGUUCAGGCUGAGUCACAUCAAAGUAUUUAAAUGACAAAAUUUAAUGUCAUAUUUUCAAAGGGAAUAUGGUGAAGUUUGACCUUUUUUCUUCGUAGGUUACUGUCUUACCUGGUAUGAUAUAUAUUUUGUCAAUCUGAGAGAAACGCAGGUUGCGUGAGAGCUUUUCUUUUCCACUAAUUUGCCAUUCAUCCUAACACACUGCCUGUCCUUGCUGCUGAGCUGUAGUCCCUGCCUUUGCAAACUCCUCACCAGCGUGACAGGUUGGUGUGUUGUAUUUUUAUCUCUCUCUAUGUCAAAAGCCAAGGUGUCCACUUAAAUAUCCAGAUGUCAAAACUUUUGUGGUUCUUUGAUUCCUUUCAGGAGGUGGUUUGUCUCUGCUGUCCACAGAGGGUUCAGAGUUCAAAGUCAUUUCUGCAGGUCGGAUGCUCAGGGCUGUGGGGAAAUCAAAGUGUUGACAUUCAUGUGUAGUCAAUAGAUGUAAAGGCUUUUGGAUGGUGUGAAUAUAAGUUGACAUGAUCAACUUAUCAAAAAAAAGCAAUUUUAUCAAGUUCCUCAAUUUUAGACAACCAAAUGUGGAAAAGAUUUGGGAACUGAAUUUUUUAUUUUGAGGCACUGGUGUACUGUUCAUGGAUAUUGGCUGUUUGUGACAUUUCAGUUAGCCCUUAUUUUGUUUCAAAAGGCACAACUGUUUUUAAGCUUUUUUUAAUUUAUAUUUAGAGAUGUCUAAGAUGCAUUUAUGUGUUUAAACUUGCAUAAUAUUGGUAUGUAUAAGGAGACUCCAAAUGUUGUAUUCACACAAGUGUUUUAAACGGUGAAUACAGUAUAGUAAAUUAUUUAUUUGUACAAAAUUUUUUGUUUGUCCCUAAAAGAAUAAACAUUUAUAGUAAUAAAAGAUUUAACGAAGAUUAUAAGUAAUGGUUCUCAUCCUAUUUAUAAUUGCAGCCUUUUCUUUAUUUUUAUUUUGAAUCUAAAUUGAAUUAAGUUGCAUUAUUUUCUCAGUGUAUUCUGGCAUUACAAUAAUUUGAGAAACAACACCUGCAAAAGCCAGCAUGUUUUAAUCUAAUUCUCUUGUGUGUAAAUCUUCCCAGACCAUCUGCAAGAUAUCCACUGUUAAUUUUUCCAUUUCAUUUAUCUCUCGUGUGUAAUGUUUGUCAUGUUUGAUGUAAAUGAUGGCACUUUUCCAUUGAGCCACCUCACAACCCAGACUGAAGGAAAUCAGUUCUCUGUAGCUAGUCACACAUGCCCGUGUGGGCUCAAUAAUCUGAAAUGUGUCUGUAUUUAGUUUGUGGGAUAUUUUGCACAUUAUUUAGAAAGCUGACACGUUUUCCACCCAUAUUUACUUGUGUUUGCAAGGGGAGAAUACUUUGCUGUAGCAGAUUUUAUGUAACAAAAAAUAUGUCACUAUAAUAAAUUCUUUUUAAUAAAACGUG